AUGUCUGGAAGUGAAGAUGUCCUGUUCAACGUCUGGACCUGUGACAAGGCUGGAAAGACAAAUAUCACCAACCGUAUCUCCGUCAAAGCACCCGUCGACAUAGAUAAUACUGCGACAUUGGAGACGAUUCGAGCUCUCCUUAUCAAGGAUAAUAAGCUUGACUCCAAAAAAGCCAGGUUACCGUUCUGCACCAAGGAUGGUGCCCGCAUAGGAGAUGAUGCUAAAUGGACCCUUUAUAAGGACCUGGUCGCGGAGCAGCCUAAAGCCGACACAGAAGAAGGUGCUGGUGGCAAUGAAAAGAGUCCGGCUCAAGGUCCCACUGGUCAUGACGUAUACUUCGAGUUAUCUGAAGAGGAAACCAAGCGGUCCAAAUAUGUUGAUCUCAGCGACACCGUCAAAAAGUUCCUGGAAACUCCGUUGGACAUGAACUUCAAAAAAGACAAAGUGGACUUGCUCACCGCGAACAUCAGGGACUUUAACUUGGGUGGUUAUGAUCAUUCAGAGUUCAAGUCGAAGGCUACAGCCGAUGCAAUCUCGGCGGGUUCCCUGUCGGACGAAGAUUGGGACAUGGUCUGCCGAACCACUCACUUCUUGAAUGGUCAGCGACUGGUUUUUUCCAAGAAUAACCAUAACGUUACAAGGACUUUCCAAAGGAUGGAUAAAGCGCCAUAUUCCUGCUUUUCUAUUAAACCGAGAGACCUCAGUGAGUUGGGAACAGCUGGUCCCAACAUCAAGCUUCCUAAGAAUGCGGCCAUACACAAGUAUCCUCUGUACAUUGUCACAGAUGAUUCCUAUGUCAACGUGUUUGAAACCGCCAAUGCGCUCUCUACCAGUCUUGCAUCCAGUAACUUUUCACAGACUGAUAUUGAAGCUUCAAUCGGAGGAAACCUGUUUGGGAUAAGUGCUGGCGCUCAGGCUGGGUACAGUGAGAACCACAAUGAUGCCGUCGCUAGCGCCACCGAAAGGAAACAUCGGACCAUGAACAUCACAUACAACUUUCCGAGAGUGGUACUACAUUUGGACAACAGGAGUUUAGAGUUGACUCCUAACUGCAAGAAAGCCUUGGCACAUGUUGAAAAACAGAAGACUGAGGAAUCUUUGAUAGAAUUCUACCAGAGUUUUGGUCACUUCUUUGCCACCAAUGUGGAACUGGGUGGGAAGUUGUUUGCUACAGAGCAAUUCACCUCAAAAGAUACGGCAAGCACAUCCGAGAAGGCAAAUGCGAUGAAAGCCAGCGCCGCUCUAUCCUUUUCCUCUUCCUGGGUCCAGGGCUCCUUUAGUUACAGCAAGGAAACCCAGCACGCGGAAAGUUCAAGCACGCAGACCAGCAACAUGAGCAAGGCACUUUCCUGGGAAGCCGUGGGCGGUGAUACGACACUUUGCAACAACCCCCCAGCAUGGUGUUCCACAGUCAAGCCCUUCAGGAACUGGAGAGUCAUUAACCAAAAGGACGUCAUGCCAAUUGGAGAAUUCAUCGGGACAUUCGAGACAUAUGGCCAUAUCCCCGGUCUUUUUGAGCAAAUUAUGAAUGAUUCCAACAAGAUAGUCAUUUCCCGGUUCCGGCUGCGUGCCGAUGAGGGCGCGGAUGGAAAGAUAGAUGGAACGCAAUAUUACGGCCUGCGCUGCAAUCCCGCCUACGAGAAGAACAUUGGUUUAUUCGAGGCGCUAAAACGCCGUUUACUCAACAGCCGCGAAACGCUUUACAACCACACGGCGGAACACAUUGUGGCCGAGAUCAACAAGGCCGAAAAGAAAUUUGAGUCGGCAGGAUAUACAGUCAACUGGCAUGAGUACAUCGGAAUUGACCUGGAAAAUGAGCGCUCGAAACCAGGUGGCUGUGAUUUUGAGGUCAGGGUUUCGACCCAACUACAUCAGCCGGCAUGGCUACAAUACGAUAGGCCAUAUCCGCUAUACAACAGGGCCUUCAACGCUUAUGUGGCAGCAGACACGACUACCCAUAUUGCCGGCACGGACCUCGGGCUCUUAUACUUUACUACAAUGCGCGAACAUAUCGCGUAUUUCAAGUUCUUGAAAGCCAGAGAUCAACAUGCCACGGGGAGAAUUGGCGACGGAGAUCAUGUGGAACUUCACUUGUGCGACAAGCACUACAGACGCAUUGGACAGGUGAAGCGGUUUAGCGGGGACUGGGCAACCCUGGCCAUCGAGCUAUAUACAUCCAUCAUGCCGGAUCUCUUGGUGUCCAACAAUGCCUACAUGGAUUAUUAUAGCAACUAG
Molecule: messenger RNA, 2235 nt
Organism: Penicillium griseofulvum
Lineage: Eukaryota; Fungi; Ascomycota; Eurotiomycetes; Eurotiales; Aspergillaceae
Exons: 14
Coding region: 1-2235 (744 amino acids)
Source: RefSeq, a predicted model, not a curated record